Molecule: messenger RNA, 2327 nt
Organism: Ipomoea nil (Japanese morning glory)
Lineage: Eukaryota; Viridiplantae; Streptophyta; Magnoliopsida; Solanales; Convolvulaceae
Product: pre-mRNA-processing factor 17-like
Exons: 3
Coding region: 258-2063 (601 amino acids)
Biological process (GO): mRNA splicing, via spliceosome
Cellular component (GO): catalytic step 2 spliceosome
Molecular function (GO): mRNA binding; protein binding
Source: RefSeq, a predicted model, not a curated record
UCCAUAAGUUCCAUAUAAACCGAUAGUCGGACCAGUCGAGCCGAAUUACUACAAGUCAACAGUAUCGGCAUCGCCACCUUCCGGCAAACGGAGAUCGCCGCCGCGCCGCCGGAUACGGAUCAGUAGAAUCCAUCUUUGAGUUCGGUGCUAGUAGUCUUCACUUUCUAUCUUCUCGAUUACACUGGUUUGUGGUCGUAGUCUCGUAGAAAAAGAUAUAUGAUAGUCUGAGGUUUUGUCAUUCAGACUAUCUCUAUAUCAUGGAUCUCUUACACUCGUAUGCUGAUGAUGAAAUGGACGAUGAAGGGCAAUCUGAAGAACAACCACAAUCCUCCAACCAAAACCCUAAUUCCCAACCGCUUGAGCAUUCAAAUCACUCCUCUCCAGAUUCAUCUCCAGUCCGGAUGUCACUCCCAUCCAAAUCUGCUGCCCCAAAAGUUAACGACACCAUGUUGGCCCUCACGGUUGCUGGCAGUGCGGCUCGAGCUCUUUCAAAACCCCUCGACCCAACUCAACACACAGUCUCAUUUAAUCCCACUUAUGACCAGCUCUGGGCACCAAUUUAUGGCCCUGCACACCCUUAUGCAAAGGAUGGCCUUGCACAGGGCCUCCGCAAUCACAAGUUGGGGUUUGUGGAAAAUGCUGCUAUUGAGCCAUUUGUUUUCGAUGAGCAGUAUAAUACGUUUCAAAAAUAUGGUUAUGCAUUUGACCCCUCGGCAAAUAACUUUGUUGGGGAUAUGGAUGCUUUGAAGAAGAAUGAUGCAAUUUCAGUGUAUAAUAUACCACAGCAUGAGCAGAAGAAGAGGAAGCUUGAGAAAAAGAAGGAGAUGAUGGAGAAUGAGCAAGGAGAUGGUGAGGAGGAUGUUGAUGCAGCAGAAGUGGAUAAUCCGGCCACUGAGGUGUGGUUGAGGAAGAAUAGAAAGAGCCCUUGGUCUGGGAAGAAGGAGGGUUUGCAAACUGAUCUAACUGAGGAGCAAAAGAAGUAUGCUGAAGAGUAUGCGAAGAAGAAGGGUGAGGAGAAAGGUGAAAGAGAAAAGGGAGAGUCUUUGGUUGAGAAGAGUACAUUUCAUGGUAAGGAAGAGAGGGAUUAUCAGGGAAGGUCAUGGAUUGCACCUCCUAAGGAUGCAAAGCCACAGAAUGAUCAUUGUUAUAUUCCAAAGAGAUUGGUGCAUACUUGGAGUGGCCACACAAAAGGAGUUUCUGCUAUUAGGUUCUUCCCCAAGCAUGGCCAUUUGAUUCUCUCUGCUGGGAUGGAUACAAAAGUAAAGAUAUGGGAUGUUUUCAAUUCAGGCAAGUGUAUGAGGACUUACAUGGGGCACUCAAAGGCAGUGAGAGAUAUUUGGUUUUGCAAUGACGGAACUAAAUUUUUAACUGCAAGCUAUGACAAAAAUAUUAAGUAUUGGGAUACAGAGACUGGCAAGGUGAUAUCUACAUUUUCCACCGGGAAGAUACCUUAUGUGGUGAGGCUUAAUCCCGAUGAGGAUAAACAGAAUGUACUUCUGGCGGGUAUGAGCGAUAAGAAGAUAGUACAGUGGGAUAUUAACACUGGGCAGAUUACUCAGGAGUAUGAUCAGCACCUCGGAGCAGUUAAUACAAUCACAUUUGUGGAUGAUAAUAGGAGGUUUGUAACUUCUAGUGAUGAUAAAUCUCUCCGUGUUUGGGAAUAUGGCAUUCCUGUUGUUAUUAAGUAUAUUAGUGAACCCCAUAUGCACUCUAUGCCAUCCAUUUCACCACAUCCAAAUGGGAAUUGGCUUGCGGCCCAGAGUUUGGACAAUCAAAUUCUUAUCUACAGCGCUAGAGAGAGGUUCCAGCUGAACAAGAAGAAGAGAUUUGCUGGGCAUGUUGUAGCUGGGUAUGCAUGUCAGGUUAAUUUCUCACCUGAUGGGCGGUUUGUCCUCUCCGGAGAUGGUGAAGGUAGAUGCUGGUUUUGGGAUUGGAAGAGUUGCAAAGUCUUUAGAACCCUCAAGUGUCAUGAUGGGGUAUGCAUUGGUUGUGAGUGGCAUCCAUUGGAGCAAAGUAAAGUUGCUACAUGUGGCUGGGAUGGAUUGAUCAAAUACUGGGACUAGACUACGGAAUGCCAAGCUCAUGUUUGUAUUUAUCGAUCAACUCUUUGGCGGAAGAGGUUUACUAUAAUCUACAAUAUAAUAUAUAUAGCAACGCUGUAUGAGCUUUGAAGACAUCCUUACAACUUACAGGUUCGAACCCCGGUUGUAUGUUUGCUAGAAUAAAAGUAGCAUUAUAACUUGGUGUCCUUGUAUCCCCAUCUAUCUAUCUGUACUUGAUCAAUUUUGUGCACCAGGCCAGGAGGUAUUACAUGCAAAUUUAACUGA